AUGGACUCCAACGACCUCGAGAAGGAGAGGGGGAUCACCAUCUCUUCAAAAUACACGUCCUUCCAGCACAAGGGUUACACGCUGAAUGUUGUGGACACCCCUGGCCACGCCGAUUUCGGUGGUGAAGUCGAACGUGUGCUAGGCAUGGUCGACGGAGCGGUGCUGCUCGUGGAUGCCACGGAGGGACCCCUGAGCCAGACCAAGUUCGUGGUCGAGAAGGCCCUCCAGCGGGGUCUGCGCCCCCUGGUGGUCCUGAACAAGGUGGAUCGCCCGGCGGCGACGCCAGAGCGGUGUGGAGAGGUGGAGUCGGCCGCGUUCGAUACCUUUGCCCUGCUGGGCGCCGACGAUGACCAACUCGACUUUCCGGUCCUGUAUGCCUCAGCCCGUGAGGGCUGGGCCAGCCGGGAGCUCCUGCCCCGGGACGCCAUGCCACCCCCGGGAGGGAUGGGGCCCCUGCUGGACGCCCUCAUCGAGCACGUCCCCCCCCCCGGGGACCGCUCCGCCGAGCCCUUCAGCUUUUUGGUGGUGCUCACCGAGCGUGACUCCUUCCUGGGCCGGGUGUCCACCGGCAGGAUAGCCACGGGCAGCGUGGCCGUGGGCGACGCCAUCAAAGUGAUCAAGCACACCGGCGAGGAGCACAUGGGGUUCAAGGUGACCAAGCUGUUCAAGCGCUCGGGGCAGAGGACGCUGGAGCUGCAGCGGGCGGUGGCGGGCGACAUCGUGAGCAUCGCGGGCGCGCCCAUCGCGGGCGUGGCCGACACCAUUGGAGAUGUGGGUCUGGCCGACGCGCUACCGCCCGGCCAGGUGGACCCCCCCACCCUCUCCAUGAUCAUCUCCCCAAACACCUCCCCGCUGGCGGGGCGGGAGGGUACGCAGCUGACGGGCUCCAAGAUCGGCGAGCGGCUGCGCCAGGAGGCCGAGACCAAUGUGUCCCUGAGGGUGCUGCCAGUGACGGGGAGCGGCGGCGAGGCGUUUGAGGUGCAGGCUCGCGGGGAGCUGCAGCUGGGCCUGCUCAUCGAGAACAUGCGGCGAGAAGGGUUUGAGCUGUCGGUGUCCCCACCCCGCGUGGUGUUCCGGGAGGAGGCGGGCAGGCGCCUGGAGCCCAUCGAGGAGGUCGGCUGCGAGGUCGCGGACGAGCACGCAGGGGAGGUCAUCGAGGCCAUGUCCAACCGGAAGGGAGAGAUGACGGAGAUGGUCCCCCUGGAGGUGGACGGCAAGCAGCGCCUCACCUUUGAUGUGCCCUCCCGCGGCCUGAUCGGGUUCAGGUCCGCCUUCGCCACCAUCACCCGCGGCUCGGGCCUCCUGCACCGAGCCUUCAGCCGGUAUGACGAGUACCGGGGUCCCCUGGACCGGGUGCGCAAGGGCGUGCUGGUGUCCACCGCCACCGGGCGCACCACGCUGUAUGCGCUGGGCAUGCUGGAGGCGAGGGGUGACCUCUUCGUCGGGGAUGGCGGAGACGUCUAUGAGGGCAUGAUCAUCGGGGAGAGCAGCAGGGACGGCGACAUGGGCGUCAACCCGGUGCGCGAGAAGAAGCUGAGCAACAUGCGCAGCGACGAGAAGGUCGAGAAGGUGCACCUCACCCCCCCACGCCUCAUGACCCUGGAGGACGUCAUUGGGUACGUCGCCGGGGACGAGCUGAUCGAGGUCACCCCCACCAAGCUCCGCCUGCGCAAGCGCCUGCUCAACGCCUCGGCCCGCAAGUCGGCCAGCAGGGCGGGGUGA
Molecule: messenger RNA, 1722 nt
Organism: Auxenochlorella protothecoides
Lineage: Eukaryota; Viridiplantae; Chlorophyta; Trebouxiophyceae; Chlorellales; Chlorellaceae
Product: GTP-binding protein TypA/BipA
Exons: 9
Coding region: 1-1722 (573 amino acids)
Cellular component (GO): cytosol; ribonucleoprotein complex
Molecular function (GO): GTPase activity; GTP binding
Source: RefSeq, a predicted model, not a curated record